AGAGAGGGGGAAAUGUGGACUCUUUGUGAGUUCAGGGGUAAGUGAAUAAUGUGUUAAGGAGCAGGGGCAACAGUGGUGCACGUGGCUUCUCUGCGAGGAUUACCCCCGGCUUAGAAGUUAAAGCCAUUCCCUGAUUGGUCUUCCUGAAGGCAUGCCAUGCACUUCCAGCUCAACAAGUCGCUCGCUGGGAUUUACACUUUUUUUUAAGGAUGAGAGUCAGUGGUCAGAAUGUGCAGCCGAUUGUGCUCGGAGUCCUGAGUGUGACCUCCUGAACAUGCCACAGGUGGGGAAGUUUGAUGUCAACUGAAGGCAGCAGCAGCAGCAGCAGCAGCAGUAUUGGGCACAGAUGGGGCUUUCCAAAAGGCCGCGGCUGUUGGACUUUGCUAAAACCCCUGCCCACCUUCAGUUCAACAAGUAUGUGCUAACGGGCUACAGGCCAGUGUCCACGGCUCAGGAGUGUCUCAGGAGCCUCUUCUAUGUGCACAAUGAGCUGGGAAACAUUUAUACCCAUGGCGUUCCCUUUUUACUCUUCCUGGUGCUGCUGCCGUUUAGCAUCCCCUGGGCGGAGGUGGAGAGCAUCUGGAUCUGUGUGGUCCACUAUCUGGCCUGCCUGUCACCCACGAUGGGCUCUGUGGUCUAUCACGUCUUCAUGAACCACAUGGGAGGUGAACACGUGUACGACACCCUGCUCUCUAUAGACAUGUUCGGGGUCUGCCUGGUCAACACCCUCGGAGCACUUCCCAUCAUUCACAUCACCUUGCUUUGCUAUCCAAGCCUGCAGUGGGCGGCCAUAUUGGCCUACGUCCUCCUGUCAACCUACGGGAUCUACUGCGCCACCACGGCACGCACCAACAUUCUGCGCCUGCGAGCUUUCGUCUGGCAGGCUCUGUUUCGCUUCAGCCUCUUCCUGUUCCGGGUGUACGGCGGUGGCGUUGGCAGCCCGAACUCGCUGCGUCUUUUUAUCAUCAUGGACACGCUGGCCGUACUGGGAGGACUGGUGAACAUCGUACAGAUCCCCGAGCGCUUUGGCCCGGGCCUGUUUGAUAACUGGGGCAACAGCCACCAGAUAAUGCACGUCAUGGUUAUCUGCUCCAUCGUAUACCUGCACUGGGGGACAGUGGAGGACUUAGACUGGAUCAAGAACUACAGGUGCCCGGCACUUUAAAACCCAUUUUGGCAUUGACGAAACCAUUUACGUAGCAAGGCUAUUCAAGCUAUUCAAGUUCAAAUGUCUUUUCCCAGAGACAUGGUGGCAUUCGAAAAGCACAGCUUCAGUGGCGUACCAUGUAUUCCUCACCUCAGCGGUGUCCUACCGAAAUAAAUCCACAUUCUAAUAACUUCAUCACGUCUACAGAAACCAUCGAUGUCAUGCAGGAAAGCAGCAAAACAAAUCGUUAGCUAUCCUAGCUAACUCAUGUAGCCAUAAUAACAUUAAAACGUUCGACUACUGUACACAAAAUCCACAGAG
Molecule: messenger RNA, 1468 nt
Organism: Cynoglossus semilaevis (tongue sole)
Lineage: Eukaryota; Metazoa; Chordata; Actinopteri; Pleuronectiformes; Cynoglossidae
Product: progestin and adipoQ receptor family member 4-like
Exons: 3
Coding region: 347-1165 (272 amino acids)
Cellular component (GO): membrane
Molecular function (GO): signaling receptor activity
Source: RefSeq, a predicted model, not a curated record